UAUCCUCAGAGAGGACCUAGAGGGCCCUGACGGCUCGCCACUUGGAUAGGGGUAAAGCUUCCCUAUAAUCUUCCAUCUUAGCCUAUUAUCCACCAACAACAUUUUGGUUGCGUUUGGGAGUCUGAGCUAAAACUCAAAAAACCCAUCAUCUGAGGGUCGCAAGAAGUUUCUUAUCGCCAACCACCGGUCAAUCUCAAUGGCCUUCAAAAUGUCUUGCAUUUAUGUAGUUUUUGAUUAAAAAUGCCCCUGAAAAAACAAGGCCCCGAAAGGUAUCAAGACCUAAGACAUUGUGCAGAAGCAAUUUGGCUUCAUUGGCCCUUACACCAGAACUCUGACGGCUCACUUUCAAUACUUCACGUAAAAGUGGCAAUCUUUCAGAAAAAGUUAAAUGAAAGAUGCAUGGAAGUGAUGAAAACUGAGAUAAAGAUGACUUCCGUAGAGCUGAGGGACUUCAACCUCGAGAGGAAGCAGUAGUAGGGCAAGGCAGAGGAGCAGAGAUAUAUCAGCUGUAUGACAGAGAGCUUUACCAGAACACAGCAGCUUCUCAACACCUCUCUCUGCACAUGGAGACUUCCCAAAGAGAUGAACUCUGCUUUCCACAACUCUUCAACAAAUCCUGCAGGAAACCAACGCCAGCUCAGUCAGAUGUCCUGAUCGCUUACAUCCUGCUGUCCUUCAUCGCUCUGCUCACUGCAGCUCUCAACCUGCUGGUCAUCAUCUCUAUCUCCCACUUCAGGCAGCUCCACACCCCCACUAACCUCCUCAUCCUCUCCCUGGCUGUCUCAGACUUCAUCGUGGGCCUCCUUUUGAUGCCUGUUAAAAUCCUUCUCACAGAGGCUUGCUGGUACUUUGGUAACCUGAUGUGUGCUCUGUAUUAUAUUUUAGUUUUUAUCGUCACCUCUUCCACCGUUGGAAACAUGGUGCUCAUAUCCAUCGACCGUUACUUUGCUAUCUGUGACCCUCUGCAUUACAGCAUCAGAGUGACUCUGGGCAAAACACAAAUCUGCAUCUGUCUGUGUUGGAUUUGCUCUGUUCUCUAUAAUUGUCUCAUUUUAAAGGACUUUCUGAGACAACCUGAUUCACAUAAUUCUUGCCAUGGAGAGUGUGUAGCUGUCAAUGACAGUAUCACAGCCUCUGUUGACUUUGUCUUUACCUUUGUUGCCCCCAUUACUGUAAUCAUAGUCCUGUAUAUCAGAGUGUUUGUGGUGGCUGUGUCUCAGGCUCGAGCCAUGCGAUCUAAUAUUGCAGCUACGCAGCAACGUGCAGGUGGUGGAACGGCUAAGAAAUCUGAGAUGAAAGCAGCCAGGACUCUUGGUGUUGUUGUCCUUGUGUUUCUAAUAUGCUUCUUCCCGUAUUACACUCCAUCCCUUAUAGGUGAGGACAUUGAAAAUAGUAUUUCAUCCUCACCCAUUGUAGUCUGGCUGCUGUAUUUUAACUCUUGUCUGAACCCAGUGAUCUAUGCCUUCUUAUACCCCUGGUUUAGAAAAUCUAUCAAGCUCAUUGUUACCCUUAAGAUACUUCAGUCUCACUCUUGUGAUACUAAAAUACUGUAAAGACCGACUGUGGUUGAGAUAUGUUCUACAAAACCUCUGUUAAAAUGGACUUAUUAAUGCUAUUUUUGC
Messenger RNA from Eleginops maclovinus (Patagonian blennie), 1622 nucleotides. RefSeq names its product trace amine-associated receptor 3-like. Gene Ontology annotation, biological process: G protein-coupled receptor signaling pathway. The coding region runs from base 564 to 1553 and encodes 329 amino acids. The record is from RefSeq and is a predicted model, not a curated record. NCBI's taxonomy places the organism in Eukaryota, Metazoa, Chordata, Actinopteri, Perciformes, Eleginopidae. Gene Ontology annotation, cellular component: membrane. Gene Ontology annotation, molecular function: trace-amine receptor activity. The transcript is spliced from 2 exons.